Molecule: messenger RNA, 1400 nt
Organism: Paramecium sonneborni
Lineage: Eukaryota; Ciliophora; Oligohymenophorea; Peniculida; Parameciidae
Source: the annotation of a GenBank genome assembly
AUGAAUAUUUUUACUCAAUUUUGUGCAACCAUGGGAGCUGAGUCUAAGUUUGAGAAAGUAAACACUCAAAUUUAUACACUCUAAAGGCUAGAAUUGCUGCUACCUAUACAAAUACGAAUCCACCAUGUGAAGAAGAUAUUAGAUAGAUUCUAGCUACAUUAUCAGGAGAAGACUUACAAACAAAUGCAUAGACGGCGUAUAGUUCCUUAGUGAGAAGAUUGAAAUUAUAAAACAAUGAUGAAAAUGGUUGGAUGAUGAUCAUUAAAAGUUUGAUAAUCAUAGAUAGGUAUUAGGUCAAAAAAAUUGAGGUGUGUGAGUGAUCGCAUUUUACUCAAAGAAUUUUAAGAUUUAGAUUUGCCUUUAAUUGAAUGUAGAUAAGAGAGAGACAUUAAAAAUAAGUAAUUACUCAUUAACGAAUUAAUAUCUAAAUAUUAUCAUUACAUUAAAUACAAAGGAUUAAAACUUAGAAAUUCAACUUCACUAACAUUAUAUAAGAAAGAGAAAAUACUCUAUUUUAAUAAAAUGUCACUCAAAUCUAUUUUUGAAGAAUUAAAAAUGAUAUUAGAGUUAGUUUAGAGAGCAUUUGAUGUUGUGGAAACAAAAAAAAAUGGUCAUCUACGUUUUAAAGUUAACUAAUAUGUAUUUUUACUACUUAUGAAUGAUUUAUUGAAAUAUUAUGGUUGUGGCUUAAUUGCAUUUAAUUUACUCAUUAAGAAAUUGUAAGAAUUACAAUCUAAUGAUCUACUUCAAUUGAUAGCAAUAUCUAAGUCCAUGGUUAAUUUUUCUAAUAAAUUUGAAGAAUUUAUUCAUUAAUGUAGAUUUAUACAAGGAUUUGAAAAUGUAUAAUUAGAUUAUAAGGUGUAACAUAAAUUAUAUAUUUAUUUAUAGGUAGAUGAUAAAGUUGUGAAUCUUGUUUCUUAAUAUCUAGAUUAAAUUGAAUUAUAGAAAUCUAAUGGUAGCAAAUAGAUUCAACUCAAUCAUUAUAAUUCUUAAGCUGUUCUAGAACUACUCUGUAUGUAUGCAUUUGUAAUCAUUUAGCUUACCAAAAGCUUACACCAAAAUAAAGUGAAUUCUUUGGUAAUAUCAUGAUUAAAUAACCAACCAAAACUCAAAUCUUUAUCAACUAAUUUAAGAAUAAAUUUGCUGAAGAAACCUUUUAGAAAUUUACCAAUAAUUAUUCAACUAAGUAUAAUCAUUAUCAAAAUUAAUAUAGAUAUAUGCCUAUUCAUGAAAAUUUUAAAAAAUUACCUGAAAUAAUAGAAGAGGAAGAUAUUGAUUUCUUACAAAAAGUUGAAGAUGAUCAAAAUAAGUUUCAUGUUAGAGAUGUCAUAGAUUUACAAUAUCCUGAUCCAUUUGAUGACAAAAUUUUUGGUCAAUUUUAAAAUAUUUUCAAUCAAUGA